AUGGAGCUGGAGGGGCAGUGGUGGAAAGGACAGCUGGCUGCCGACAUCCACCAAGCGCUUCGCUACAAGGAGCUGAAGCUUCCCUCCUACAAAGGCCAGUCUCCCCAGUUAAAUCUGAGAAGAUAUUUUGCAGACCUGAUUGCCAUUGUGAGCAAUCGUUUCAGACUCUGUCCUGCUGCGCGACAUCUUGCUGUCUAUCUACUGGACCUCUUCAUGGACCGCUAUGAUAUAUCCAUUCAGCAGCUACAUGUGGUUGCUCUUUCCUGUUUACUUUUAGCAAGUAAAUUUGAAGAAAAGGAAGACAGUGUCCCUAAGCUCGAACAAUUGAACAGCUUGGGUUGUAUGACUAACAUGAAUCUGGUAUUAACAAAACAGAACUUGCUACACAUGGAGCUGUUGUUGCUAGAAACAUUUCAGUGGAACUUGUGCCUCCCAACUGCUGCUCACUUCAUUGAAUAUUACCUUUCAAUUGCCGUCCAUGAGACAGAUCUCCACGAUGGCUGGCCAAUGGUUUCCUUAGAGAAGACCAAGUUAUACAUGGCAAAAUAUGCUGAUUACUUUCUGGAAGUAUCUCUGCAAGAUCAUGUGUUUUUAAAUUAUGCUCCUUCGUUAGUGGCUACUGCAUGUGUGGCUUCUUCAAGGAUUAUCCUACGUCUCUCUCCAACAUGGCCAACUCGACUGCAUCGUCUUACUGCAUACUCCUGGGACUUCCUGGUUCCAUGUAUUGAACGACUGUUAAUUGCUCAUGAUAAUGACGUAAAAGAAGCAAACAAGCAAAAAGGACAACAUGCCCAGCCUGCACAACAGAGCGCGUUUCCUACCCAGACUCCAACUCCACAGCAGGUUCAUGUUCAACAACAUGUAUCACAGUAUCUCCAGGCGCAUCAAGCUCCAUUACAGUAUCACCAUCAAACCUCACAACAGCAAAACUGUCAGCAGAUGGUGUCAACUAGUCACACGUCCUCUUACCCACUGCAGACUUGCCCUGCUGGCUUACAAUCCAGCGUUCAGGCUCGAGGUCACAUACAGACUGGUGCUAGUAUGUCACUAGCAGUUCCAAUAGAAGUGAAGCCAUGUAUAAGUGUCUCGUACAACCGGAGUUACCAGAUCAAUGGACGGUAUCCUUGUAUUACUCCCUGCUUUGAGAGGUGA
Emys orbicularis (European pond turtle) is the source of this 1152-nucleotide messenger RNA. It is a transcript of the gene CCNJ, whose product is annotated as cyclin J. Lineage: Eukaryota; Metazoa; Chordata; Testudines; Emydidae. The coding region runs from base 1 to 1152 and encodes 383 amino acids. The transcript has 5 exons. Gene Ontology annotation, biological process: regulation of cyclin-dependent protein serine/threonine kinase activity; mitotic cell cycle phase transition. Gene Ontology annotation, cellular component: cytoplasm; cyclin-dependent protein kinase holoenzyme complex; nucleus. Gene Ontology annotation, molecular function: cyclin-dependent protein serine/threonine kinase regulator activity. The record is from RefSeq and is a predicted model, not a curated record.